UUGAAUAUUUCCCUUGUCGGUAUUGGCUUGAGUUGAGAGUUUUGCAAUGAAACCGUUUGCUUGUAUUGUGGUCAUUGCGGCCGCACUUAUUGCCUGUGGUCAGGCGCAUAAUGUGCAAAAGCGUUCUUUAGGCGCGCUGUUAGGAGGUGGUGGUGGUGGUGGCUGGAACAGCGGUGGUGGUGGCGGCGGUAUUGGUGCGCUGCUUCAACAGAAACUGGGCGGUUUGCUCGGUGGUGGUGGUGGCGGCGGCGGCCGUGGCGGCGGUGGAGGUGGCUGGAGCAGCGGCGGAGGUGGUGGCUGGAACGGCGGUGGAGGUGGCUGGAGCAGCGGUGGAGGUGGUGGUUGGAAUGGCGGCGGUAGUGGCGGUCACGGUGGCUGGAGCGGCGGCCAUGGCGGCGGCGGCGGUGGUGGUUAUGGUGGUGGCAGCAGCAAACUCAUCAUUGUUAAGGUUUUGAACGAUGGCGGCUCGGGCGGUCACGGUGGAUAUAGUGGCGGCGGCGGCCAUGGUGGCUGGAGCGGCGGCGGUGGUGGCGGUCAUGGCGGCUGGAGCGGUGGCGGCAGUGGCGGUUGGGGUGGCAACGGUGGUUGGUAA
Messenger RNA from Ceratitis capitata (Mediterranean fruit fly), 592 nucleotides. Its product is annotated as acanthoscurrin-2. The transcript is spliced from 2 exons. The record is from RefSeq and is a predicted model, not a curated record. The coding region runs from base 47 to 592 and encodes 181 amino acids. Lineage: Eukaryota; Metazoa; Arthropoda; Insecta; Diptera; Tephritidae.